AUGUAUAUGACAAUUGCUAAAUAUUUGGAAACUUGUAAAGCUAGCAAUCAAAAUAUGAUCGCCAUGCUUAGCAGAGAUUUCGGGGAACAGGACCGGUACGAAAAAACGGCCAACGCGAUAGCUACAACGUGGCUUAUAUCUUUCGAACAGAUUGCGCGUGACGCACCAUUGGCAGCAUCCUACCUUCGGAACAUCGCGUAUUUUGCGGAAAAGGAUAUUCCGAUAUCGUUGCUGCCUGAUGGGCGAGAAGAUUGGGACAAAGUCGAAGCUGUGAGCGUUUUGAAAGGGUAUGCGUUUAUACUGGAUCGUGGAACAGUAGAUCGAUUCGACAUUCAUCGGCUUGUGCAUGUUGCGAUGCGGAACUGGAUCCAAACGCAGGGCGAUCAAGGUAAGCAAGUGACAGAGGUAGUGUGCCAAGUUUCGGAGAAAUUUCCAUGGCCAACGCAUGAAAACCGAGACGUAUGGACUUCUUAUCUACCGCAUGCGCAAACGGUGUUGGAAUUCCGGGGUUAUUGUAUGGAGAAGGAAAUGUUGGGGCUGCUGCAACAUAAUGUUGCAGAGGUAUAUAAUUUUCUUGGGCAGUACGAGGAGGCAGAGCAGAUGCACCGGAAGACAUUGGCGCUUUAUGAAAAGGUGCUGGGCCCAGAAAACCCGUCGACACUCAACAGCAUGAACAACCUGGCAUCGGUGCUUUACAGGCAAGGGAAAUACGAGGAGGCAGAGCAGAUGCACCGGAAGACAUUGGCGCUAAGGGAAAAGGUGCUGGGCCCAGAAAACCCGUCGACACUUAAUAGUAUGAACAACCUGGCAUUGGUGCUUAACAGUCAGGGGAAAUACGAGGAGGCAGAGCAGAUGCACCGGAAGACAUUAGAGCUUAGGGAAAAGGUGCUGGGCCCAGAAAACCCGUCGACAUUUACCAGCAUGAACAACCUGGCAUCGGUGCUUGACAGGCAAGGGAAAUACGAGGAGGCAGAGCAGAUGCACCGGGAAACAUUGGCGCUUAGGGAAAAGGUGCUGGGCCCAGAAAACCCGUCGACAUUCGACAGUAUGAACAACCUGGCAUUGGUGCUUAACAGGCAGGGGAAAUACGAGGAGGCAGAGCAGAUGCAUCGGAAAGAGUUGGAGCUUUGCAAAAAGGUGCUGGGCCCGGAACACCCGUCGACAUUUAAUAGUAUGAACAACCUGGCAUUGUUGUUUGACAAUCAGGGGAAGUACGAGGAGGUAGAGCAGAUGCACCGGAAGACAUUAGAGCUUAGGGAAAAGGUGCUGGGCCCAGAAAACCCGUCGACAUUUAAUAGUAUGAACAACCUGGCAUUGGUGCUUAACAGGCAGGGGAAAUACGAGGAGGCAGAGCAGAUGCACCGAAAAACAUUGGCGCUUAGGGAAAAGGUGCUGGGCCCAGAAAACCCGUCGACAUUUAAUAGUAUGAACAACCUGGCAUCGGUGCUUGACAAUCAGGGGAAGUACGAGGAGGCAGAGCAGAUGCACCGGAAAGAGUUGGAGCUUUGCAAAAAGGUGCUGGGCCCGGAACACCCGUCGACACUUACCAGUAUGAACAACCUGGCAUUGUUGUUUGACAGUCAGGGGAAAUACGAGGAGGCAGAGGAUAUCUAUCGCCGGAUACAAGAGUUGAAUGUCACAACUUGCGCGCCGGGUAUGACCGGCAACGUCAACGCUGGUCGCGUGACGGGUUCAAUGUUUAAGACGUUUUCUUCAAUUCGCAUGGCCGUUCUUGUCGGCAUCGGUGGCGGGGUACCCCGCGCCCAACCGUCGGACGACCCGACCGAAGACGUGCAUCUUGGGGACGUGGUGGUCGGCUGGCCCGGCGAUGGAGGGCCGGCGUGUAUUUAUUACGAUUCGGGGAGGUGGCACAUGGAUGGAAAGUUCGAGGUGCUUGGGACGAUUAAUCGGCCCGAUCAAGUGCUUUUGAACGCGCUAGGCAAACUCGUAGCGGACCACGAAAUGGACAGAAGCACUUUCGACGUGCAUCGAAAGCGGUUGCUCCAAUCAAAACACAGCCGAAAAUUCACUUUUCCCGGCCUUCAGCGAGACCAGCUUUUCAACGCUUCGUACAAACAUGUUGGUACCUACGGGGACAAAUGCGCCUGCUGUGACGUUGAGCAGCUUGUCCAGCGGCCCCAAAGAACGGAAGAACAAGCGGCCGGCUUCAUUUUCCAUCAGGGGAGGAUUGCGACGGGAAACGCGGUGGUGAAGGACGGCGAGCGGCGGGAUCAGAUCCGAGAUCAGUGCAAUGGUGCUCUUUGCAUCGAGAUGGAGGCGGCGGGGGUGGAUGCUGGGCGGCCAUGUCUGGUCAUCCGCGGCAUUUCGGACUAUGCCGAUUCGCAUAAAGAUGACAUUUGGCGAUCAUACGCGGCAGGGAAUGCUGCGGUGUUUGCUCGGGAGCUACUAAGCAGAAUCCCGCCAAAAAAAGUUCGGAAUUUGAUUAUCGAAGCAAAGCCGAAGUCCCAUUUCCUUGUGAGGUUUAGCAGAAACGAGAGCUUUGUGGGCCGAGAAGAAAUCCUGAACCGGCUCCUAAAACGGCUGCCCCCUAUAGCACACCCAGACGCCUGCCAACGCACAGUCAUCCAUGGCCUCGGUGGUAUCGGAAAAACGCAGGUCGCCGUUGAGGCCGCCUACCGUAUGCGCGCCACAUACCCCGACUGCUCCGUGUUUUGGGUUCCAGCCGUGGAUAUGACGACGUUUGACAACGCCUAUCGAGAAAUCGGCCGAGCGUUGGAGAUACAGGGAAUACAGGACGAUAAAGCCGACGUUAAAACGCUUGUCAAGGCUGCACUCAGUCGAAGCGACGCGGGAUCGUGGGUUCUUAUCAUCGAUAACGUCGAUGAUCCGCAGCUUCUGACCGACGACCAGUUAAUGUCACAUUUACCGUUUAGCCUCGAAGGGUCUAUCCUGUUUACGACGCGAAACGAGCAAGUAACGGCGAGGCUUCAACCUCGGAAGGGUGCGUUCGAGCUGGGCCAACUAAACGACGCCGAAUCCGUUAAAAUGCUGCACCAAAACCUCCAAAUAAACCAAACAGGCGACGCCAAAUUGACAAACGAACUACUAGAAUACCUGGUUCGGUUGCCGUUGGCGAUUAGACAGGCUUCGGCCUUUAUGGCGCGGAAUAAAUUUGUGACAGUGGCUAGGUACCUCGAAAUUUGCAAAUCAAGCGACCAAAAUUUAAUUGGUAUGCUAAGCGAAAGUUUCGAGGACCAAGAUCGGUACGAUAACACGACCAACGCGGUAGCUCUAACGUGGCAUAUAUCGUUCGAACAGAUUGCGCGUGACGCCCCACUCGCAGCAUCCUACCUUGAGACUAUCGUGUAUUACGCAGAAAAAAAUAUCCCGGUAUCACUGCUUCCUGAUGUUAAUAACAAGCUUGGUCUGCAGAAAUAUGAAGCUGUGAGCAUUCUGAAAGGGUACUCUUUUAUAUUGGAACGUGGCACUAUGGAUCGAUUUGACAUCCACCGUCUUGUUCGUCUUGCGAUGCGCAACUGGGUUCGGUCUAAAAAACAGCAAAGUCGGCAAAUUACGAAGGCAGUGUGCCAGCUUUCACAGAGUUUUCCUUGGCCAACGCAUGAAAACCAAGACUUAUGGACUUCUUAUUUGCCUCACGCACAAGCGGUGCUGGAACUCCGGGGUGAUUGCACGGAAAAGGAAAAUCUAGGUCUGCUCCAACGCGUUGUUGCAAGGGCAUAUGAUUCUCUUGGAAAAUACAAGAAGGCAGAAAUAAUGUACCGGGAAACAUUGGCGCUUAAUGAAGAGGUAUUGGGCCCAGAAAACCCGUCGACGCUUGCCAGCAUGAACAACCUGGCAUCGGUGCUUAAUAAGCGGGGGAAAUACGAGGAGGCAGAGCGGAUGCACCGGAAAACAUUGGGGCUUACGGAAAAGGUGCUGGGCCCAAAAAACCCAGACACAUUUACCAGCAUGAACAACUUGGCAUCGGUGCUCGACAGUCAGGGGAAAUAUGAGGAGGCAGAGCAGAUGUUCCGGACAACGCUGGUGCUUAGGCAGAAGGUGCUGGGUCCAAAAAAUCCGGACACGCUUAGCAGCAUGAGCAACCUGGCAGUGGUGCUUGACAGGCAAGGGAAAUACGAGGAGGCAGAGCAUAUACAUUGGACAACAUUUGCUCUUAGUAAAAUGGUGCUAGGUCAAGAAAAUCCGAGCAUAUUUAACGUUAUGAACAACCUGGCCCUAAUGCUCGAUAGGCAGGGGAAAUACGAAGAGGCAGAGGAGAUGUGCCGGACAACAUUAAAGCUUAGUGAAAAGGUGCUGGGUCAAGAAAAUCCGGACACACUUAUCAGCAUUAAUAACCUAGCCCUAAUGCUCUAUAAGCAGGGAAAAUACGAGGAGGCAGAGCAGAUGCUUCGGACAACGCUGGCGCUUAGAGAAAAGGUGCUGGGCCUAGAAAACCCGGACACGCUUAGUAGUAUCAAAAACCUGGUACUGUUACUUCAUAGCCAAGGGAAAUACGAGGAGGCAGAGGAAAUGCACCAGAAAAUAUUGGCGCUUAUUGUGAUGGUGAGGCAAAAAACAAAGGUUUUGCUAGCUUCUACGGGUCGAUCUUGUUCCUGA
Pyricularia pennisetigena is the source of this 4578-nucleotide messenger RNA. RefSeq lists its product as uncharacterized. The transcript is spliced from 3 exons. Gene Ontology annotation, molecular function: protein binding; catalytic activity; ADP binding. Gene Ontology annotation, cellular component: kinesin complex. NCBI's taxonomy places the organism in Eukaryota, Fungi, Ascomycota, Sordariomycetes, Magnaporthales, Pyriculariaceae. Gene Ontology annotation, biological process: nucleoside metabolic process. The record is from RefSeq and is a predicted model, not a curated record. Bases 1 to 4578 code for a protein of 1525 amino acids.